AUGGAAGGACUACGAUUCCCAGUGAAGAAGGCGAGGGUUAGUUCACAGAUGGACCACAAGCGGGUGCAAGUCGGAGGUCAGGAUCUUAUUGAUGAUCUUCCAGAUGAGCUGCUAGUUCACAUCUUUAGCUUCAUUCCGGCGAUCAGGGACCGCUGCUGUUGCGGCGCCGUCUCCAAGAAAUGGUCACUGCUUCAAGCCUCCAUGCCGAGGUCCGACUACAUCUCCCGUGGCUUCCUUCUUCCCCGGCCGACCCAGGAGAUCUCCAGAAGCUUCAGAGGUAGUGAGGCCAACGACACGAGGCUCGUGGCCAUGGCGAUAGGAAUCGAUGCACGUGGGGUGCUAACCAACCUCUCCGUCAUCGGGACUCUCACCGAUUCAUCUCCUCCUCCGCCUUCAGGUCAUCGUUCGAUCUCAGAUGUCGGCCUGUCGAUCGUAGCCGGAGCCUGCAAGAGCCUCAAGUCUCUAUCUCUCUUCAAGUGUCCCAAGAUCACUGGCUGGGGCAUCGGAUCCGUCGGGCACUGCAUUGGCUUGGAGAGACUAGAGCUCGUCGAUGCGAUGUCGGUCACCGACGACGGUCUCGUAAUCCUUGCGAUCAGAUGCCUGAAUCUUUCGUCACUGAGCUUGGUGUCAUGUCCGAACGUCGGCAACCACUCACUUCAGGCCUUCGCCAAGUACUCGAGGAAGCUCAAGUCGGUGACGCUCGCAAGCUGCCCUCUCAUUACUGAUUCCGGCAUUGUUUCACUGGUCGCCAACCGAUCCGGUUUAGAAACGGUCAAGAUUGCAUUCAUGAAGUUGAGCGACAUCGUCUUACAAGCAAUCGCAUGUUACAGCCGGAAGAUACAGAUUUUGCUGCUAGAUAACGUCUGGGGAGUAUCGGACAUGGGAUACUGCUGGAUCGGACUGGCCAGGGAGCUCAAAUGCCUUGUACUGAAAGCUUGCGUUGGUCUGUCAGAUAGAUGCUUGGCGAGGGUCUCAUCCGCUAGCUUUGCCGGCAUUAGGAAGUUGGCGAUAAACAACUGUUCCUUGAUAUCUGAUUGGGGUCUUUUCGAGCUCACGAGUUCGGCGAGGGAGCUGGAGAAUGUCCUUCUCCAUAGCUGCAAGUCUUUUACUUACAGAGGCCUCAUGGUUGCCAUAGGGAACUGCAGCCAAAGUCUAAAGACGCUGGCUCUGAUUAAGUGUGAUUUCUUAGAUGAACAACGAGAUCAGGCUAACUCGUUUCCUCUGGCCCAACACUGUCCAUUGCUGGAGACUGUGAAGGUGGAUCAGUGCCGGGGGAUUGGAGACGACUUCAUCUUAUGGAUCGGGGCGUCCUGCAAGCAAGUGACAGACGUGAGCUUCACGCGCAUGGACUCCAUCACGGACCGUGGCAUCCGUUGCUUCCUGAGCCAGCUAAAAGGGUCGAACAAGAUGGCCAGGGUGGACUUGACGGGGUGCACCCGAGUCGGCAACUGGAGCGUGUGGGCCAUAACCAGGGAAUGCAAGGCGAGCCUGAAGCGCCUGGUCCUGAGAGGGUGCGGCCGCGUGAACGACCGCGGCGCGGCGGUGAUCGCGAGGCGGUGCGCCAAGCUGGUGGAGCUCGACCUCGGCGGGUGCGACAUCAGCGACGAGGGGGUGAAGAAGCUAGCCCGAGACGAGCCCAUAGACCUGGAAGUGAUCUCCCUCGCGGGCUGCACCAGGAUCACCGACCGGAGUCUGCUGGUGCUGAAGAAGUACAUGGGGCCAGGGUUGGAGAGGGUGAAUGUCGCCGGAUGCACCGGAGUCAGCAAAGCCGUCAUCAACUGGUUGAAGCUUUACAUCGACGAAGUCGAUUACUGA
This is a messenger RNA of Musa acuminata AAA Group (dessert banana), 1815 nucleotides long. Its product is annotated as EIN3-binding F-box protein 1-like. The coding region runs from base 1 to 1815 and encodes 604 amino acids. The transcript has a single exon. Gene Ontology annotation, molecular function: protein binding. The record is from RefSeq and is a predicted model, not a curated record. NCBI's taxonomy places the organism in Eukaryota, Viridiplantae, Streptophyta, Magnoliopsida, Zingiberales, Musaceae. Gene Ontology annotation, cellular component: cytoplasm.